Molecule: messenger RNA, 1412 nt
Organism: Dimorphilus gyrociliatus
Lineage: Eukaryota; Metazoa; Annelida; Polychaeta; Dinophilidae
Source: the annotation of a GenBank genome assembly
AUUCCACGUGUCUUGAUACUUUGCGGUAAAAUCAACGGCAAGUGCCUGCCUGUUGUGAGAAAGAAGAUAAGAUGCCUCCAGCACGUUCUACAUUCGCUCCUUCCGGAACAGAAUUUGUAGAAUGGAAUGAUAUCGAACAAAUCGAGCGGAAAGUUAUUAUCGGGGAUAUGAGUGCUUGGGAAAGAACUGCCAAAACUGUUGGGAAAAGGAAACGGUUUCAGUUUAGUCUUCUAAAGGAAAUUUUUCUUCCAUUUGGCUACCCAGCAAGUGUUAGUACAGACUAUAUGUCCUAUCAAAUUUGGGACAGCUUUCAAGCUUUAUUCAGCACCUUAAUGAUGGCCAUAUCAACUCAAAAAAUUUUAGUAGGUAUGGGUGUUGGAGAUGCCGCAGCGUCUGCACUCUCCGGAGCAAUAGCUUGGAUAUUAAGGGAUGGUAUAAGUAUGAUAUCGAAAAUCAUGUUCACCUGGUAUACUGGCACAAAUCUAGACGACUAUAACAAAACUUGGAGACUUGCUGCCGACAUUUUCAAUGACUUAUCUUUUAUUGUUGAUUAUUCCAUCAGUUUCUUUCCGGAUUUCAAAAUUUACAUUCUGUGUAUUUCUGGUAUUCUUAAGUCUAUUGUUGGAGUUUCAGGAGGAGCAACUAGAAUGGCAAUCACCCAGCAUCAAGCAAGAGAUAAUAAUAUCUCAGAUGUAUCCGCGAAGGAUGGGAGUCAGGAAACAUUGGUAAACUUGUUAGGCCUUAUACUUAGCCUAACCGUUCUACCAUUGUUGGGUAAUAAUGAACAAGUUACAAUGAUCAUAUUCAUUUCAUUAAUGCUUGCUCACUUGUACAGUAAUUGGAGAGCUGUAAAAGCAUUGAAUUAUGAAACGUUCAAUAUGAAUCGUUUACAUAUUGUUUGUCAACAACUUGUUCGAUCGAAUCAAAUACUAAGCAUUAAACAAGUCAACAAAAAAGAACCUUUAUUUGGAUUUGCUCCUAAUUAUAGAUAUUCAAUUAAGCUUGGUGUUCCCUUGAUAAAAUCUUUUGCUGUCGGUUGUGAAAGUUAUCUUCUUAAAUAUAGAAUUAGUUUUAAUAAUGGGGACAAAUCAAUCUAUGUUAGUCUUUCAAGUGACGCAAGCACUGAGGAUAUUCUUGAAGCUGCAAUUUCAGCUAGUAUUAUCAAUACUAUUAUAGACGCAGCUCUUCGAUGUAACAGAACGCCCGUGGAAGAGAUGGUAGAGGACAUAAAACUAAGAAGAGCUAUCGAAAUUUUAAACAGUUCAAAUAGAUGUGAAACAGAUAUAAUCUGUCUUGUCUUGGAAUUUAUGUCGAAAAAGAGAAUAAUGCUACUGGAUAGAUUAAAACACGCUGGAUAUGAUUUGACCGCAUUUCAUUUUUCGAUUGAUUCAUGGAGAUACAGUAAGCGGUAA